AUGAGCAAGCGCCCAGCGCUCUCGCCGCUGCGCGGCGGCGGCGGCACAGGCGAGCCACCGGAGCGAGCGCAGGCUUGCGACACCCACGUGGCGCCCUUCCUCGCGCUGGAGCUGCUGCGGUGCUGCGCGGCGUCGCGAUCCUGGCGGCGGCGCUGGGGCCGGCUGGAGGUGUGGGCGGUGCUGCUCGCCAGCGGCGUGCGCUGGGUGCGCGGCCGCGCGAGGGCGCGCGUGGCGCGCGGGCUCGGGCGGCUGCUGGCCGCCGUGGCCGCGCCGGAGGUGCGCCUGGACCUGGGCGGCAGCGGCCUGCAAGACGCGGGCGCGGCGCAGCUGUGCGAGGGCCUGCACGAGGGGCUGCGGGCCCUGUCGCUGGGGCUGCGGGGCUGCGACCUGCGGGAGGCGGGGGCCGUGGCGCUCGCCAGGAGGCUGCCGGCCGGCCUGCGGUCGCUGUGCCUCGACCUGCACGGGUGCCCGCUGCGGGCCGCCGGGGUGCGGGCGCUGGCGGCGGCUCUGCCGGCCGGCCUGCGAAGGCUAAGCCUGGAGGUCGGUGGCUGCGGCUUCUUCCUCGACGACAGCGCCGCGGCGGUCGCCGAGAGCCUGCCGGCCGCGCUGGCGGACCUGAAGCUGCACUGUGGCGGCUGCCACCAGCUCACGCACCGGGGAGCCUUUGCCGUCUUCAAGCGGGCGUGCUUGCUCGAGAAGCUCGAGCGGCUGGACCUGAGCUUCUUCGGCUGUGGCCUGGGCGACCAGCCGCUCGCAAAGUCGUUUCCGGCCUCACUCGCAUCCCUGUCGCUGGACCUCUCCGGCUGCGGCCUCGGCGACCGCGCCGCCGCGGCCCUCGGGGCCAGCCUGCCCGAGGGCCUCUCAGAGCUGUCCCUGCAGGCCGUCGGCUGCGGCAUCGGCGACGCGGGGGCGGCCGCGCUGGCGGAGGCCCUGCCGAGGAGGCUCCGGCGCCUGCGCCUCGACCUCGCCGGGUCCUCUGUGACCGACCGCGGCGCCGGGGCCGUGGCCGCAAGGCUGGCCUCGCUGCUCCGCCUGGAGGCCCUGCAGCUGGGCCUGGGAGGCUGCGGCGUCGGGGACGCCGCGCUUGUGGCCCUUGCUGGCAGACUGCCCGCCUGCCUGCGCGCUCUGUCGCUCGACGUCUCCGCCGACUGCGACUGCCCAGCCGGCUCGGCCACUGCACAGGGUGCGUCGACGCUGCUGUCCGGGCUGCCGGGCGACCUCGAGGAGCUCAGCCUGGAUUUUCGUGGCUGUCGGCUGGGGGCCGCCGGCGGGCGGAGCAUAGGCUCCAGGCUGCCCCCAGGCUUGCGGGAGCUGACUCUGGACUUCACUGGCUGCGGCCUCGAGCAAGAGGGGGCCACGGCCAUCCGAGAUGCCAUCUCUUCGCUGCAGCAUCUUAAGGUCGAGACGGGGGCAUGA
Prorocentrum cordatum is the source of this 1416-nucleotide messenger RNA. The record is from the annotation of a GenBank genome assembly. Lineage: Eukaryota; Dinophyceae; Prorocentrales; Prorocentraceae.